AUAGCCCCAGGAGCUUCAGCAAAUGUUUACUAUUAAGUAAAUAUUUGACUGUUAGUCUUGUCUUAAGACAGUUGAAUAGUGAACUAGAGUUCUCCUUAUCUAUUUAGAAUCCCAGGUGUGUGUAUUCUCUCUUACUUUGUUAGAGUCCCUGGCAUGUCUGCUAUUCCCGCCUACUUUGUAGUUUUUGCCUUUAUAAGCUUGUAAAAAACUGCUGUGGGGGACUUGAUUUCUCGGCUCCUAAAAGAGUUGUGAAUCAAGUCCCCAUAUACAGGAAUAAAAAUCCUCUUGCGUUUUUGCAUCAAGAGACGACUCUUGCGGUUGAUUGGGGUGGUCAGAGCUCCGGGCUGAGUGGGGGGUUCUGCCCCCAAGUCUUUCAUUUGGGGGCUCGUCUGGGAUAUAACGACCACCCCUCACCUGCAGAGUCGACCUUGGAGGUAAGAAAGGGGUACCCCGAAAACUGUCUAGUCUGUGUCUUCAGUCCUUUUGUUUGACUUUGUGUGCGCGCUUUCGAUUUCGCAGCCGUUCGGCACCUCGUGAGAGUGGCCGGACAGUGGUCGGUAGACGUGCCCGGAGGACCACAGGCUGAAACCCUGGGGGACGCCCCAGGAACUGAGGAGAACCAGGGACGCCUGGUUGUCUCCUGCUGUAAGGGCGCUGGUCGAGUCUGGUUGUUCGAUCAAAAAUUACGGGAAACGCGCCCGUCUGAUUCUGUUAUAGGCUUGUGAAGGACCAAGUGUAGUAGGUGGGUCCUUGUACCUGUAAUAUUUCUGUUAUUUCUGUUAUUUGUGUUUCUGACAUAUCCACUGACGAUGGGACAGACUGUGACGACCCCUCUGAGUUUAACUCUAGAUCAUUGGACUGAAGUGAAGAGAAGAGGUCGUGAUCUGUCAGUAGAGGUUAAAAAAGGCCCAUGGCAGACUUUCUGCUCCUCGGAGUGGCCUACUUUUAACGUCGGCUGGCCCUCAGGAGGAACCUUUGACUUAUCUCUUAUUUUUGCUAUUAAAGAGAUUGUUUUACAGAGAGGACCGGGAGCCCAUCCGGAUCAACAACCUUACAUCAUAGUCUGGCAGGACCUGGUGCAGAAUCCGCCCCCCUGGGUUCGGCCGUGGACUGCCACAUCCAGGCCCCCGUCUAAUCCUCAGGUGCUCGCUGUCCAAUCUUCCGGUCCCAGAAAAGGGGGCGACAGUUCGGACCCCCCUAAGAAGAUCUACCCAGAAAUCCAGACUGAUCAUCUUCUCCUCGACCCUCCACCCCCUCAUCCCCCAUACCCUCCCGCCUUGGCUCCUGUCGGGGGGCAGGGAGUACCAGCAUCGCCGGAUCCGGCGAUUGCCCCCUCUGCACCCCCGGGGGAACCUUCACUGGGGCCCGCACAAGGUACCAGGAGUCACCGCCGGGGAGGAGUGUCUCCCGACACUACUGUUGCCCUACCCCUGAGGGCAUACGGCCCCCCGCCGGUGGCAACAGAUGAGGGACCACCUCCUCUCCAGCCCCUCCAGUACUGGCCAUUUUCUUCCACAGACCUGUAUAACUGGAAAACUAAUCACCCCCCUUUUUCAGAAGACCCCCAACGCCUGACUGGGCUGGUAGAGUCCCUGAUGUUCUCUCAUCAGCCCACAUGGGAUGACUGCCAGCAGCUCAUACAGACUCUCUUCACUACUGAAGAGAGGGAGAGGAUUUUAUUAGAAGCUAGGAAGAAUGUACUCGGGGCGGACGGGCAUCCUACCCAGCUCCCCAACAUCAUCGAGGCUGCCUUUCCCCUCUCCAGACCAGACUGGGAUUUCAACACGGCAGAAGGUAGGGAGCGACUGUCAGUCUAUCGCCAGGCUCUAGUGGCUGGCCUCCGUGGGGCGGCAAGAUGCCCCACUAAUUUGGCUAAGGUAAGAGAAGUAAUACAGGGGGCCACGGAACCCCCCUCCGUGUUUCUUGAGCGUCUAAUGGAAGCUUUUAGGCGCUACACCCCAUUUGACCCUGCCUCUGAAGGACAGAGGGCUUCCGUGGCUAUGACUUUCAUAGGGCAGUCAGCUGUAGACAUUAAAAGAAAGCUGCAGAGAAUUGAAGGAUUGCAGGACUAUACCUUGCAGGAUUUAGUUAAGGAAGCUGAGAAAGUAUACCAUAAAAGAGAAACUGAGGAAGAAAAAGAGCAGAGAAAGGAGAAAGAGAGAGAAGAAAGGGAAAGUAAGAGAGACCGAAGACAGGAGAAAAACUUAACACGGAUUUUGGCUGCAGUAGUGGGGGAGAAGAGCCAGGAACAGACCUAAGGUAGAACUAAGAAGUCAGGUAGUCUGAAUAACCGCAUCCCGUUAGAUAAGGAUCAAUGUGCCUACUGUAAGGAAAAGGGGCACUGGGCCAGGGAAUGUCCUAAAAAAAAAAAGAAAGUACUGGCCUUAGAGGAAGAAGAAGAUUAGCGGGGACGGGGCUCGGAACCCCUCCCCGAGCCUAGGGUAAUACUUAAGGUGGAGGGGAAGCCAGUUGAGUUCCUUGUAGACACCGGAGCUCAACACUCAGUCCUACUUGAACCAUCAGGACCCGUCUCCAAGAAAAAAUCCUGGGUUGUAGGGGCCACAGGGCAUCAGCAGUACUCAUGGACUACCUGAAGAUCAGUAGAUCUAGGAGUGGGACGGGUAACCCACUCAUUUUUAAUUAUCCCUGAGUGCCCUGCGCCCCUCCUCGGGAGAGAUUUACUCACCAAAAUGGAAGCCCAAAUCACUUUUACUCCUGAUGGCCCAGAGGUAACCCAAAAUAAGAGGGUAACAGCCCUGACCAUGCGUUUAGAGGAUGAACAUAGACUCUUUGAAAAGCAGCGGGAGAAAGGGACUAGUCUCGUAAAUGACUGGCUAGAAAAAUAUCCCGGGGCAUGGGCCGAAACUGCUGGAAUGGGACUGGCCGCAGAAAGGCCGCCUAUAGUCAUAGAACUCAAAGCUACUUCCACUCCUGUGGCAGUGCGCCAAUAUCCUAUGACUAAGGAAGCUCGGGAAGGAAUUAAGCCUCACAUUCAGCGUCUCCUACAGCUGGGCAUACUAGUAAAAUGCCAGUCACCAUGGAACACGCCCUUAUUACCCGUCAAGAAACCCGGCACAGGAGACUAUCGCCCUGUGCAGGACUUAAGAGAAGUAAACAAGUGGGCGCAAGACAUCCACCCCACCGUGCCUAACCCUUAUAAUCUGUUAAGCUCUCUCCCUCCAAACCAUAUCUGGUACACUGUCCUGGAUUUAAAGGACGCCUUCUUCUGCCUCCGACUACACUCCUCUAGCCAGAACAUCUUCGCAUUUGAAUGGAGAGACCCGGACUCUGGAACAACGGGGCAAUUGACAUGGACCCGACUUCCACAGGGGUUUAAGAACUCCCCAACCAUCUUUGAUGAAGCCCUCCACCAAGACCUAGCUCACUUUCGCGCCAGCCACCCUCAGGUAACGCUCCUACAAUAUGUAGAUGACUUACUACUAGCUGGAACAACAAAAGAAGAGUGCUAUCGGGGCACAGAACUAUUGCUAGAAGAACUAGCCCGCUUAGGAUAUCGAGCCUCUGCUAAAAAAGCCCAGAUCUGCCAGAAAGAGGUAACGUACCUGGGUUACAGCUUAAAAGGAGGGCAGAGAUGGUUAAUGGAGGCCAGGAAGCAUACUGUGACUCAGAUUCCAGUUCCCCGCUUGCCCCGCCAGGUGCGGGAAUUCUUAGGAACUGCAGGGUUCUGCCGCUUAUGGAUACCGGGGUUUGCUACUCUGGCAGCUCCCCUCUACCCUUUGACCAAGGAAGGCACUCCCUUCGAGUGGGGUGCCAGCCAACAGCGGGCCUUUGACAACAUUAAAAAGGCCUUAUUAUCAGCCCCGGCCCUGGCUCUACCAGAUGUAACAAAGCCCUUUGUCCUAUACGUAGAUGAGAAGAGAGGAGUGGCCCGAGGGGUGCUGACGCAGCCUUUAGGGCCAUGGAAAAGACCGGUAGCAUACCUCUCCAAGAAAUUGGACCCCGUCGCUGGUGGUUGGCCAGCCUGUCUGAGGUCUGUGGCGGCAGUAGCGGUACUGGUAAAAGAUGCAGACAAAUUGACUAUGGGGCAGAAGUUGACAGUCAUUGCCCCCCAUGCUUUAGAAAGCAUCAUCAGACAGCCCCCUGACCGGUGGCUGUCUAAUGCCCGCAUGACACAUUACCAGAGUCUCCUAUUAAACGGAGACAGAGUCCAGUUUGGCCCGCCUGUCAUCCUCAACCCAGCUACCCUAUUACCUGAUACUUCUGUCCAGAAAGAUGUAUUACACACAUGCCAAGAAGUACUGGCUGAGGAAACUGGAACUCGGAAGGACCUCUGUGAUCAGCCCCUGCUGGAUGCCCAGCUGACCUGGUUCACUGAUGGGAGCAGCUCCAUAAUAGAAGAUUAAAAGCCCUUGAAACCGUGCAAAAGGAGGUGUGGAGCCGGCUGAUCGAGGCCCACAAGCCCGGGGAUCUGCAAAUAC
This is a messenger RNA of Nycticebus coucang (slow loris), 4439 nucleotides long. RefSeq lists its product as uncharacterized. Gene Ontology annotation, biological process: virion assembly; proteolysis. The record is from RefSeq and is a predicted model, not a curated record. Gene Ontology annotation, molecular function: nucleic acid binding; aspartic-type endopeptidase activity; zinc ion binding. Lineage: Eukaryota; Metazoa; Chordata; Mammalia; Primates; Lorisidae.